Messenger RNA from Anoplophora glabripennis (Asian longhorned beetle), 2946 nucleotides. RefSeq names its product ionotropic receptor 25a (gene Ir25a). The record is from RefSeq and is a predicted model, not a curated record. Gene Ontology annotation, biological process: synaptic transmission, glutamatergic; modulation of chemical synaptic transmission; monoatomic ion transport. NCBI's taxonomy places the organism in Eukaryota, Metazoa, Arthropoda, Insecta, Coleoptera, Cerambycidae. Bases 1 to 2772 code for a protein of 923 amino acids. Gene Ontology annotation, cellular component: postsynaptic membrane; plasma membrane. The transcript has 10 exons. Gene Ontology annotation, molecular function: transmitter-gated monoatomic ion channel activity involved in regulation of postsynaptic membrane potential; glutamate-gated receptor activity.
AUGAUCUUUUUGGUUUUCUAUCAUCUCUUGGCGAUGCUGCAUCUUAGCCAUGAGCAGACUACGCAGAACAUCAACGUCUUGUACGUGAAUGAAGAAGGUAACGAAGUAGCUGAUAGAGCCAUCGAGGUAGCCAUGACGUACAUAAAGAAAAAUAACAAGCUGGGUAUUAGCGUGGACCUCAAACGAGUUGUUGGGAAUAGGACAGAUUCCAAUACACUUUUGGAAUCACUGUGUUCAACAUACCAGACGAUGUUGGAAACUCAAGCAUUCCCUCACUUAGUCCUCGAUACAACCAUGACAGGGAUCGGAUCCGAAACGGUAAAAUCGUUCACAUCAGCACUAGCCAUUCCUACAGUCAGUGCCUCCUUUGGCCAAGACGGUGACUUGCGGCAAUGGAGGAACAUCGACGAGAACGAGAAGGAAUACUUGAUCCAAAUCUGUCCGCCGGCCGAUAUUAUCCCUGAGAUCGUAAGGGCCAUUGUUCUGAACCAGAACAUCACUAACGCUGCUAUUUUGUUCGAUAAUUCAUUUGUAAUGGAUCACAAAUACAAGUCCCUCCUUCAGAAUGUAGCCACCAGACAUGUGAUCACACCUAUAAGAGGAAACGGAGAGCAGAAAGUAAUAGAAGACCAACUCGUUCAACUGAGAAAACUAGACAUCGUCAAUUUCUUCGUCCUGGGCAGCGUCAUCAACAUUGGAACUGUCCUUAACGCGGCGAACGAAAUCAGUUUUUUCAACAGGAAGUUCGCCUGGCACGCCAUCACUCAGGACGAUGGGGAAUUCAAAUGCAACUGCAAAAAUGCUUCUAUUAUAUUCGUCAAGCCUUCUCCUAACACGGCGUUCCAAGAUAGAUUGGGAACCAUGCAAAGGACUUAUCAAUUAAAUGCUGAACCUAUAAUUACUGCAGCUUUCUAUCUUGACUUGGCUCUGCGUUCUUUCCUGUCGAUCAAGGAAAUGAUAUCGGAUGGCGCUUGGAAAAAGAACAACGUAACAAACUAUAUUUCAUGCGACGAUUAUGAUGGCAAAAACAGUCCCAAAAGGAUGAAUUUGAAUCUUAGACAGUAUCUGAGCAAGGACAGUACAGAGACACCGACCUACGGCCCCAUAUCCGUGUCCUCCAACGGACAGAGCUUUAUGGAGUUUCAGAUGCAGAUCAGCGCUGUGGGAGUUAGAGAAGGAGCGUCCGACAAAUCCACGACUUUGGGCUCGUGGACAGCUGGAUUCGACAACAACCUGACUUUAGUGGAGCCGCAGGUUAUGGCAAAUAUGACGGCCGACGUCGUGUACAGAGUUGUGACUGUCGUACAAAAGCCGUUUAUUUUCAAAGACGAAACUGCUCCCAAGAAAUACAACGGUUACUGCAUCGACCUGAUCGAGAAGAUAGCGGACAUACUGAAAUUCGAUUACGAGAUCGUCGCCGUCGACCAUUUCGGCACCAUGGACGAAAGCGGCAAGUGGGACGGUCUGGUGAAGGAACUGAUGGAGAAGAAAGCCGACAUCGGUCUAGGUUCCAUGUCCGUGAUGGCAGAGAGGGAGAACGUGAUCGAUUUCACUGUGCCGUACUACGACCUCGUCGGUAUCACCAUCCUGAUGAAGUUGCCGGAGACUCCUACUAGCCUCUUCAAGUUCCUAACGGUUUUGGAGAACGAAGUGUGGCUUUGUAUUCUGGCGGCGUAUUUUUUCACAAGUUUCUUGAUGUGGGUCUUCGACCGCUGGUCUCCCUACAGCUACCAGAACAACCGAGAAAAGUACAAGGACGACGAAGAGAAACGGGAAUUCAACUUGAAGGAGUGCCUCUGGUUCUGCAUGACAUCUUUAACACCUCAAGGUGGUGGCGAAGCUCCAAAAAACUUAUCGGGACGACUGGUAGCUGCUACUUGGUGGCUGUUUGGGUUCAUCAUUAUCGCUUCGUACACGGCUAACCUCGCCGCGUUCUUGACGGUUUCUCGAUUGGACACACCCAUAGAGUCCCUGGACGACCUUUCUAAACAGUACAAGAUCCAGUAUGCGCCCCUUAACGGAUCAUCCACUCAGGUGUAUUUCGAAAGGAUGGCCAAUAUCGAGGCCAGAUUUUACGAAAUAUGGAAAGACAUGAGUCUCAACGACAGCCUCUCAGAAGUGGAGCGGGCAAAGUUAGCCGUCUGGGACUACCCAGUCAGCGACAAAUACACGAAAAUGUGGCAGGCCAUGAAGGAGGCCGGCCUACCGAAUACCCUAGACGAGGCCGUGAAGAAAGUGAGAGACUCGAAGUCUUCCAGCGAAGGCUUCGCUUUCUUGGGCGACGCCACCGACAUAAGAUACCUGGAAGCUACCAACUGCGACUUGACCGUAGUCGGGGAGGAGUUCUCUAGGAAGCCCUACGCCAUAGCGGUGCAACAGGGGUCGCCCCUGAAGGACCAGUUCAAUACCGCGAUAUUGCAGUUGCUGAAUCGGCGCGAAUUGGAACGCCUCAAGGAGAAGUGGUGGAACAAGAACCCGGAGAAGAAGGACUGCCAGAAAGCCGACGACCAAUCGGACGGCAUCAGCAUUCAGAACAUCGGCGGAGUGUUCAUAGUCAUCUUCGUGGGCAUCGGCCUGGCUUGUAUAACAUUGGCCUUCGAAUACUGGUGGUACAAGUACAGGAAAGGAUCUAAGAUAAUCGACGUCCAGGAAGCCUCGCAUCACCACCAUCAAAGUAAGACGACUUUUCCUAAGGAGGCGGGAUUUCCUAAAGGUAAGGAAGGCGCUGGCAACAAGAACGUCGCCAGCUUGUAUCCUAGGCCAAGAUUUUAAAAGUUUUCAGUUUUGAUAUGAAUUUGAUGAAAAAGAAUUGAAUUCUUCAGCAGAGCUCUUACAUAAAUUGUGCCCUUCAAGUUACUGUGAAGGAUUAGAAGAGGGGAAGUGAAAUGUGUAUUUAUGUCACCGUUAUUUGCAAAGGGUGGUUUUAUUUGUACCAAAUUUUGCCAC